AUGUAACCAUCAUCCAUUGUACUACUGCAUCACAUACACUAGGUCAUCCCUGUCUUGUCUCCUUGCUUAUUAUACAAUCCCUAUAUUCACCAUUUUAAAACAUUUUUGUUAUAAUAACCACACGUACAAUGUAGCAGUAUUGUAUAUGGCAUCAAUUUUUAUGCUUGAAGUGAAAUUUUUUUGCAGAUCCUCAAUUUUAGACAGACCUUUACGCCAUAACCAUAAUUUUUUGCUGAUUGAGGCUAACCAAAUCAUUGUGAACCUAAAAAGUUUUUAACACUGCAAUAAUAAGGUGCAGUUAGGGUAUUUAUUAUAUAACUUUGUCUGUGGCAGGUGUAUCGAGGGUAUUUAGUGAGGAAGAGGCUGGGUCAGAUGAGGACGGAGAGAGAGGAGAGGGAGGAGGGAGAGAGAGCCGGGAUAGAGAAGGAGGAGGAGGAGGAGGAGGCUGGAGCUCAACCAGUACACACAGCAGGAUAUGACACGAGUAGUGGAGAGAGGAGAAGGGUGCUGGAGGAGAGGCUAAGGGAGUCUGAGCAGCGAAGUCGACAGCUAAAGUCCUGGAGUGGAGUCCACCUGCAUGGAGUGGUACCGUCGGAGGUCCUACAGAGAGACAGAGAGAGAGUGGCUCUCUAUAGACAGAAGACCAAAGCUGCUCUCAUCAUACAACUGGCAUGGAGGAGGUAUAUUAGACAGAAGAGGAGAAUGAUGGCUCUGGAGGCUCAGGCUAGAGUAAUGCAGAAGGGGAGCAGGGAGUGGAGGAGGGAGCUGGCAGCCCUGGUCAUCCAGUUGGCCUGGCGGCAGUACCAGAGGCGUCAGCUGCUGGCCAGAGCUCUCCGCAGGCAGAGGAUCCUUCACGACUGGACACCCAGUGUCAUGGCUGCCAGACAGAAGGCACUCGUCCAGAAAGUCUACAGUAACCCUUUCCCUCUCUGCCCUCGUUCCUCUUCUCCUUUUUUCAUCUCUUCUUACUCUGACUUUCCUUCUUCUUGCCCCAUCACUUUACAUUGAGACUGCAAACAAGUUCCAUGGUGUAUGCGUGUGCACAGCAACCUACUCACACCAAGAACAUUUCAGAAACAUUAUUGGAUGACACUGCUAGCUGUGAAAAAAGUGUCCGAUUUGAAGUUCCUCACACUACACUACAGUAGAACCUCCGAUAGGGGACACAGUAGGCCAUCUCAAUAAAGGACACACUUUGAGGUCCCAAACGUUCACUUUUCUACGAUUGUAGUAUUAUGGUACAUUAUUAACCUCCAAAGAGAGGACAACCUCCCUCUAUAGGACAAAAUGCCUGGUCCCAACGUGUCCAUUAUUCGGAGGUUCCACUGUACACACUGUCUAGUAGUGUCUACUCUCCUUCAGUGUAAUCUGCAGCUUAACAUGUAUCACUAAGUACGGUAGUACUGUACUUAGUAUAUACUUCUUUUCACCUGUGCACAGGUCAGCGCGCUGCAGGCCACCCACUACGAACCACCCAAGCCGCGGCCAAUGGUCAGACCUGCCUACCUGCACUAUAUCCCAUCUCCCGCUGCUCUCUCCUUCAACUUUGCUCUGACCCAGUACCAACCAAACAUACCUCACUCACACACCACCUGCUAGGAGAUUUUAUAUGAUGUGUCUUUGUAAACUUGAUUACAAUACAAAAGGCUAUUUGUGGUUAGCUGACGUUC
Molecule: messenger RNA, 1670 nt
Organism: Geodia barretti
Lineage: Eukaryota; Metazoa; Porifera; Demospongiae; Tetractinellida; Geodiidae
Source: the annotation of a GenBank genome assembly